Messenger RNA from Mangifera indica (mango), 1017 nucleotides. Its product is annotated as putative germin-like protein 2-1. The transcript is spliced from 2 exons. Gene Ontology annotation, cellular component: cell wall. The coding region runs from base 176 to 826 and encodes 216 amino acids. The record is from RefSeq and is a predicted model, not a curated record. NCBI's taxonomy places the organism in Eukaryota, Viridiplantae, Streptophyta, Magnoliopsida, Sapindales, Anacardiaceae. Gene Ontology annotation, molecular function: manganese ion binding.
UCUGUGUGGUCUUUUGAAUUACGUCUAAACAAAGCUGCCAUACGAAGGAAGGUUUGCGGUUUUACAUAAUAAAUAUUUAUUCUACAUAAAGAAACUGCAAAUUUUCUUUCAGAUCUUAAAGCCAUCCGUUAUUGAGCUUGGAGUUUCAAUUUUGUUUUCUUGAUUACGUACGCAAAUGGCCUCCCAUCAGAUCUUCUUGUUUGGACUCCUCGCUCUUUCAUUCUCACUUGUAUUGGCAACUGAUAACAACCCUAUUUUUGAUUUUUGUGUGGCAGAUCCAAAAGCUCCUGUGACGGCAAGCGGCCCAAUCUGCAAGGAUCCAAAGCUGGUUACUGAAAAUGAUUUCUACUACACCGGACUUGACAAACCUGCAAACACAUCAAACCCUCAAGGCUCAAAGGUGACCCUCUUGAAUCCACAACUAAUUCCAGGGCUCAACUCUCUCGGCAUCUCUUUCGUCCGCAUCGACUACCAGCCUGGAGGCAUCAACCCUCUUCACUUUCACCCUCGUGGCUCCGAGAUCCUCACCGUCAUCAAGGGCACCCUGGAAGUUGGAUUCGUCACCUCAGGCCCCGAUUAUCGUUUCUUCAAAAAGGUUCUUAAGAAGGGUGAUGUGUUUGUUUUCCCGGCUGGCCUCGUCCAUUACCAGAAAAACCCUAUGAAUGUUCCUGCCGUUGCUUAUGCAUCUCUCAAUAGCCAAAACCCUGGCUCCAUUAUACUUGCCAACACUGUGUUCGGAUCUAAACCUGAGAUUGGCCCUGACAUUCUCGCCAAGGGCUUCCAGCUCGAUAAGAAUGUUAUUAUUGAGGGUCAACAGAAGUUCUAAAUCUGUUGCAUUCAACUUGGGUUUGUUUUUCUAGAAAUAUCUAAACUUUAUCUUGGCCUGCGGGUACUCAUAAUAUAUUAUCAUUAAUGUAUAUUUAAAUUAUAUUUAUGGCAGUUGUUAUCUCUUCAAUAACAAUUGCAGAGAUGUUUACAUAAAGUUUAGGUGAUAAUGAAACAAAUUGGAUCCUUACU